AUGGCAGGUGCUCCUAACUCGCCACGAUUUGAGUCCGACAAGGAGGAUGGUGAGGAGUCAAAGACCCGCAAGCUUGUAUUCGACGGCAUCGAUGCUGCGGCCAAAUGCGAUGGGGUGGACGUCGACAAGCGCAUGCUCGAAGGGCGUAAGGCCAAUCGUGGGUUCACCAUCGCGGCAGGGACGGCCGCCGAUCCGGAUUUCAGCGACCUCCGCAACUCCAAGCGCGCACAGACGCUCCCAGCCGACUGCUCCCGUCGUGGCGACUUCAAUAUGAGCGAAGACAGCAAGAAGCAGUUGGAAGAGAUGCAGCAGCACUUGCUGUCCCGGUACCGCCAUGGCUCCGUCAGUCUCGCCUUUGACGUGAUUCCCCAGGUCCACACCUCGCUGAGCGCUGCGGUGAGUGCCGCGAACUCAUCAGAAGAGGGUAAGUGCUGGGCCGCUUUACAGCUUGGAUCGUCGACUCUCUCCGAGGUGCAGACGGCACUCCAACAAGGAUCCAAGCAUCUCGCGGUGCUCUUGGUGGCCACGCAGAAGCUGGGUGCUGCAAUGUUGAAGCCUGUCUCCCAGCUGGAGGUCUUGCGUGCCAUGGAGUAUGGCGGUGUGUACGUGGCUGCCGGAGACUUGGAGAGCUCUGGUGGCCUCCUCAAGGAGGCUGCCGGCUACAUGGAGGGCCCCGCCUUCGUGCUGGUCGCUCCAGCGGAGACCAUCAAGGGUGAUGAGAACUGGACAUCCUUCACCUACGACCCUCGCAAGGAAGACAAAGGCUUGCCUGCCUUCUCCACAGACAGCGUGCGCGUCCGUCAGGAGAUCCAGGGCUUUCUUUCGAGAGAGAGUUUGCUGACGCUGAUCGCCAAGAAGUCUUUGCCUUCCGCGACGGCCGCCGACGGUGGGGAUGCCGCCGCCCUCAGCGAGGGAUUGGCUGCUGCCUCAAAGACCGUUACCAUCCUCUACUCCUCUGACACCGGCCACGCAGAAGAGUGCGCCAAAGCUGUGGCUCGUCAGUGCCGCAACGGUGGCUUCGCCAGCAGCGCCGUGCGCUGCGGCACCAUGGACUCCUUCGAUGUGGCCGCACUUGCCUCGGAGCCCUUGGUCGUCUUCUGCGUGGCCACUGCGGGGAAAGGCGAGUUCUGCGGGAACGGCCGGAACAUGUUCGGCAAGCUACAGGAGCGAAGCGACCUGUCGCUGAGCGAUCUGAAGUAUUGCAUCUUCGGCCUCGGUGAUUCGCACUACUGGGGCAAGGGCACGGAGGAGUCCAAGUUCAACUUUGCCAAGCCGGCCCGUGACCUCGAUGAUCUUCUUGAGAAGAUGGGAGCGCAGCGCAUGAUGCCCACAGGCUUCGGUGAUGACCAGGACACAGACCAGUACCACACUGGCUUCGCCGAGUGGAAGGGCCAGCUUUUCUCCCGACUCGGUGUUGACAAGGCCGAUGCGGCCGGUGGCGGCGAUGAUGGCCCAGUGAAGACAGAUGAGCAGAUCAAGGUUGAGACCAAGCAGCUGCGUGGUAGCAUGAAGGAGAGUCUGGACGAUGUCACUACGGGCCAGAUCCCGUUCCAGGACACCAAGCUCAUCAAGUCUCAUGGAAGCUACCAGCAGGAUGACCGUGAUCUUCGCGAAGAGCGUCAGAAGAUGGGUGUCGAGAAUGCAUUCUCCUUCAUGAUCCGCAUCCGCCUUCCAGGUGGCUUCUGCACUGCCGAGCAGUGGAUUGCCAUGGAUGACAUUUGCCAAAACUUCGCCAAUGGCACAUUGAAGAUCACCACCCGGCAGACGUGGCAGGUGCACGGGGUCUUGAAGCGCAACGUGAAGGCCACGAUGCGCGCCAUGAACAAGGCCUGCAUGGACACCUUGGCUGCCUGCGGCGAUGUUUGCCGCAACGUGCUCUGCACCUCCCGGCCGGACGUCUGCUCAAAGGAGCUCCAUGCAGAGAUCUUGCAUUAUACCUACGAGAUCCACGAUCACUGCUUGCCCCGAUCCGGCGCCUAUCAUGAGAUCUUCCUCAUGCAGGGGCCAGAGAUGGCGGAGAAGAUUCAGAUUAUGGGUUCCUUGCCGGUGGAGGAGGAGCCUUUGUAUGGACUCACCUACUUGCCGCGAAAGUUCAAGGUCGCUGUGGCCAUCCCUCCCAGCAACGACGUGGACCUCUUCGCCCACUGCGCAGGCUUCAUCGCCAUCAUUCAGAACGGCAAGCUGCUCGGCUUCAACGUGGCAGUUGGUGGUGGCCUUGGAUUCACCCAUAAUAACCAGAAGACUCAUCCUCGCCUUGCGGACGUUAUCGGCUUCUGCAAGCCGGGCGAUGCGAAGUACGUCUGCGAGUGCAUCCUCACGGUCGCCCGUGACUUCGGAGAUCGUACCGGCCGAAAGCAUGCGCGAGUCAAGUACACUGUGGAGGACUAUGGCCCAGAGUGGUUCAAGGAGCAGGUCGAGGAUCGCCUUGGGUUCAAGCUUGAAACCGCCAAGCCUUACAAGAUUGAGCACCGUGGCGACCUGCAUGGCUGGGUGAAAGCCAGCGAUGGCACCUGGAGCUGCGGCCUCCUUGUGCCCAUUGGGCGGGUCAAGGAGAGCACACGCGUGUGCAUCCGGAAGAUUGCCGAAGAGCUCUCGGGCAAGGAGAAGGGCGGUUUCCGUAUGACGUGCAACCAGUCCCUGGUUCUGGAGAACAUCUCGGAGGCCAAGAGGCCAAUCAUCCAGAAGCUUCUCGAUGAGUACCAGGUGAUGCACAGCCAGGAGACCACCGUGAGUGGCCUGCGCCGCAACAUGGUGGCUUGCGUCGCCUUACCAACCUGCCCGCUGGCCUUCGCUGAAGCAGAGCGAUAUUUGCCGACCCUCGUGGAGCGCUUGGAGGCCGUGGCGGACAAGGUUGGCCUGGGACAGGAAGACAUUGUCAUCCGCAUGACCGGCUGCCCGAACUCUUGCGGCAGGCCUUCGAUGGCCGAGAUCGGCUUCAUUGGAAAGGCACCAGGCACCUACAACAUGUACCUAGGUGCUGACUUUGUGGGCCAGCGCUUGAACACCCUUUUCGCGGAGUCCGUGAACGAGGACCAGAUCAUCCAGAUCCUCACCCCGAUCUUUGGCCGCUUCGCACAGGAGCGACAGAAAGGAGAGAAGUUUGGUGACUUCCUGAUCCGCACGAAGAUCGUGAAGCCAAUGAACAAUGGUCGUGAUUGGUGGACCACGCCCGAGGACGUUCUCGAUGAGACCUUCAAAACUAAGGUGGUUGGACACAGCCACGGCCUGAUCACGGAGGGGCAGCAGCACGGUGAUGAGCGUGAGCGGGUCUCCUGGGGCAACAUUCCCCUCGAUCCUCCUCCGCUGAUCGCCUGCCAGAAGGGCUGCAAGGGUUUCAAGGACACCUCGCCCAACCAGGACAACUUCUCAGUGACGCACUUCAAGAGCGGUUACACCUUGGUUUGCACUUUUGAUGGCCAUGGCCCGUUCGGUCACAUUGUGUCGACUCGUACCGUGCAGACGGUGCCCUGGUUCAUGGUGGUGGAGUCCGGAUUUGACAAGGACACAAUUGACGAGAGUAUCAUCGAGAAGGCUUUGAUCAAUGCCUUUGAGAAGGCUCAGAAGGACGUUGUGGCACACUCGCUCGAGAACGAUUGGGACGUUCAAGCCAGUGGAAGUACUGCGGUUGCAGCUCUUUUCAAGGGAAACAAAGUGUGGACCGCCAACGCCGGUGACUCUCGCUGCGCCAUCGGUACCGAAGCUGACAAGAAGGUGGUCUUUGAGACAGAGGACCACAAGCCCCAGAGCGACAAGGAGAAGGCCCGCAUUGAGGCCUCCGGUGGCGAGGUGCGCUCUCAGACGUAUCCAGAUGGAUGGGUGAACCACCGCAUCUUCAUCAAGGGCAAGGACUACCCGGGCUUGUGCAUGGCCCGCACGCUCGGGGACCAGUCGGUGAAGGACUACGGUGUCAUCGCAACUCCCGAGGUUCUGCUUACGACCGUGGACCUCUCGAAGAAGGCGUUUUUCAUCAUCGCCAGCGACGGUGUGUGGGAGUUCUUGGAUUCGCAGUUCGUCGUCAAGGCCGUUGCCAAGAAGAUCCAAUCG
Molecule: messenger RNA, 4044 nt
Organism: Symbiodinium sp. CCMP2456
Lineage: Eukaryota; Dinophyceae; Suessiales; Symbiodiniaceae
Source: the annotation of a GenBank genome assembly